CGCGUGCACAGACAUAAAGCUGAACACACCUAUAUAAAACAUAAUCGAUCAAUAUAUAUCGCUGCUGUUACCGGAUCUAUCAGCUCACAGAGGAAUACAUCACACCGGAUCAUUUAAACCGAUUCCUGCUCGGACUGAACAGAUGGAGCCUCUUUUAUCUGGAUACAGAAACACAUUAAAGCGUCAGGUGGCCUUCGAGAAGUUUGAAGACCCCAUGUCCCUGUUUUCGGGGUUUCAUCCUGUACAAGAAGAGGAGCCGCCCGCGCAAGAGGUCCCGUCCGGUCUAGACUGUUUCUCGCAGGAUGUGGCGGCGUGUUCGGUGCCGCUGUUGACGCCCUGCAGUAAAGCCGUGAUGAGUCAAGCGCUGAAGGACAGCUUUAAUGGCUUCUCUAAAGUCCAGCGCAUCUGUGGCAUCUCCAACAAUCCGUGUAAGUGGUCGCACCAGCAGGUGUUGCAGUGGCUGUUCUGGGCGUCGGGUGAAUUCAGUCUCACCAACAUCAACUUCUUCAAGUUUGACAUGAGUGGACGGGAGCUGUGCGACCUGGGAAAAGAGCGAUUCCUGGAUCUGGCUCCUGAUUUCGUGGGUGAUAUUCUGUGGGAGCAUCUGGAGCAGAUGAUGAGAGCUUGUGAAGACGAUGAAGAGGUGAAGAUCUCGAGAUGGACGAGCAGCCGGUCUCACGGUGUGAGGUUGGAGGAAUGUUCUCUGAAGGUUCCGGAGAGCCGCGGCAGUCUCCUACGAGAGCUGUUUGAGACGGGUGAAUCCGCCCUGAUGUCGUCCGGUCAGGAGAUCUCCAUGUAUCCCAAACCUGAACUGAGCACCGUCAGUGUCGGCUACAUCACACGCGAGUUAACCGGCGCUAAAGCUGCUCCACGCCUCGCUACAGCAGCGUCAUCACGUGACGAGACAUCAGUGGAGAGCGUGGAGAACGUCGAGGGUUCUGAGAGCGUUCUGCGAUCGUGGGGAAGUCAUUCCUCCCUCGCCGACGCCCAGCGCGUCCCGUCCUACGACAGCUUUGAAAAGGAGAUUGCGGUCAAUCCGCUGAGUCUCGGGAAACAGGGUCUGUCCUUCAAAGAUUACGUCCAGGAGAGGAACGAGCCGCUGGAACACGGCAAAGCCGUCAUACCUGCAGCGGUGCUCGCGGGAUUCACUGGAAGUGGGCCGAUUCAGCUGUGGCAGUUUCUGCUGGAGCUGUUGACCGAUUCCACCUGUCAGAACAUCAUCAGCUGGACGGGUGACGGAUGGGAGUUCAAACUCACCGACCCCGAUGAGGUGGCGCGCCGCUGGGGAAAGAGGAAGAACAAGCCCAAAAUGAACUACGAGAAGCUGAGUCGAGGACUGCGCUAUUACUACGAUAAAAACAUCAUGCACAAGACGUCCGGCAAACGCUACGUCUAUCGAUUCGUCUGCGACCUGCAGAACCUGCUGGGAUACACGGUGGAGGAGCUGCACAGCAUGCUGGGAGUUCAGCCCGACACGGAGGGCUGAGGCGGUCCAGGGGGCGUUCAGGACCCUGUCGUGUCACCGUCUUGUGUUUGUGGUGAACACAUGAUGACAUCACUGCGUGGAGAGCUGCUCGUGACUGUUACAGACGUUUGAGAGAGGAACAGAUCGGACGUCAUCAGAUUGUUAUGAAGUGAUUGGAAGUGAACAUGAGCUCAUUAAUGCCUUCAGAGAUUAUGUGACCGCUUUAACACGUCAACCGCGAGAGAAUGAGAACUUGUGACGUUCGCUCAGUAUUGAUGAUGUCUGCUGCAAACCGACUGUUUGUAAAGAUGCCUGUGUUGCCUUUUAAUGCACAUCACUUCUGUGUCGGGACCAAGUGUGCCGCACAAGCCCUCAAAAGUGAAGCCAAAACGUCUCGAUCGCCCCCCGGUGGCUGGUCCUAGUAUAGGUCAUAAGCCCCGCCUCCCCAUGUUAUUCAACGGGACAUGAGACCAACUAAACAAUUAAAUUACACUUCACAUAUCUUUUUUCCAAAGAUAGUUUCUGUCAUUUACUGUCGUUUCUAUCACGUUGAUGUCAUUUCAAGUGUUUGUUUUCAAAAUAAGUUUGUUUUUAGUUAUUUGAUGCUAUAAAAACGCUGCUGUGACAUCAUGAUUGACAGCUGUGAUUGACAGGUUCUCACUGAAGUAGUCACUGAAGCACCAACUGACUUUUUUCGGGAUCUUCGGAGGACUGAGGAGAUUGGAACUUUACAUUUAAUAUCUAAAUUUCUAUAAUUAAUUAUUUCACACCGUCAAAAGUCAAAAGGGGAGUGUGCUUGCGAUUGAUUCAGCGAGAGUGAGGGCGGGGCCUUGAUUUCACGGCUUUACUUCCUGCUCACUACUGCGCAGGUCUGGUCCCGAAAUCGCAACUGCGCAGACUCAAGUCCCAAGAUGUCAGCGCCAUAUCGGGACACUGGCGGCUUCAGUUCUCACCAAUGGAAAAGAGCGAAGGGGCGUCGGCCAUCUUUUACAGUCUAUGGUCGGGACACGUGACACCAGAAACGACUAUUACAACAGUUUUACAGAUUCAUGAUCAUCAUUUAUUUGAUUGUCCAGAAACAUAAUUGGGUUUGCAGGAGUUACUUUUACUGUGUCGACUUUGUUUUUGUUAUUACUGUAUAUUUACUGUCAUAUUUAAUUAUGAUGUAUAUUUAUUUGAGGUUUUAAUAUCUGUAUAUUUGUGUUUAUUUGGCGGUUAAAGAGGAACAUUGAAGCUUCUUCUGGAAAUAUUUUACUUCAGACUACUUUUACACGUAACAGAAUUAUGGUCUCUUAAUACUCACACAGAAAUCCUGAUUGUUGAUUACACUUGUAAGUGCACGAUGUGUUUUAUAAGAUUUAUAUAUAUAUAUAUUAGAGCUUUAAAUAAAGCACGGAUGAUGAACUGUAUUGAUCAGUAUGAACGCUGGAUGAUGUCACUGCUGGAGUAAAUAUACAUUCAUUAUGUACAACAUUCAGAAGUUCCUGCUCUGACUCAUGACGAUGAUGUGCGUCUCUCUGCACACACACACACAUACAGAACGUUUACAAUGAGCCGUUUAAUGUGUCAUCCUGUAAAGAAAUAAAUUCCUUUGAA
Molecule: messenger RNA, 3061 nt
Organism: Xyrauchen texanus (razorback sucker)
Lineage: Eukaryota; Metazoa; Chordata; Actinopteri; Cypriniformes; Catostomidae
Gene: ets2
Product: v-ets avian erythroblastosis virus E26 oncogene homolog 2
Exons: 10
Coding region: 143-1486 (447 amino acids)
Biological process (GO): cell differentiation; regulation of transcription by RNA polymerase II
Cellular component (GO): nucleus
Molecular function (GO): DNA-binding transcription factor activity, RNA polymerase II-specific; sequence-specific DNA binding
Source: RefSeq, a predicted model, not a curated record